Messenger RNA from Capsella rubella, 707 nucleotides. RefSeq lists its product as uncharacterized. Gene Ontology annotation, molecular function: RNA nuclease activity. The record is from RefSeq and is a predicted model, not a curated record. NCBI's taxonomy places the organism in Eukaryota, Viridiplantae, Streptophyta, Magnoliopsida, Brassicales, Brassicaceae. The transcript has 2 exons. The coding region runs from base 82 to 498 and encodes 138 amino acids. Gene Ontology annotation, biological process: regulation of gene expression. Gene Ontology annotation, cellular component: peroxisome.
UAACCCUAAUCUUGCCCCUUUUUUUCUGAUCGAGAUCAGGUUUCUCGAUCAUCAGUCCAUUAAAAAAUUAAAACAAAAACCAUGUUGCUCGGCGGGGUUCCGACAGGUGUGUUCUGGGACACUGUGGAUUGCAAGAUUAGUGAUGACCGCAGUGUUGCUGAGGUUACGCAGAACAUCAAAAAGAAACUCACGGAAGUUGGUAUCGACGGUACGGAUGUCGUCUCAAUCAGGGCUUAUGGUGAUGAUGAUGAUGAUGGGAAAGAUCAUGACUUUAACUCCGCCGGGGUAUCUUUCACUCACUCUCCCGCAGGUGAGAGAGAUGCGAGGCAUGAUCAAAUAUUUUCUGACGUUUUUUCGUGGGUAAAAGAGAACCCUGCGCCGGCAAACUUGGUGCUUUUCAUGGACAUGGGAGACCCUACUGAUGAAUUCGAAAGUAUUGUGAUUUAUCUCUUGAUGAAGUCGAACUACAGAUAUCUCUUAGGCUUAGAACUCCCCUGAGAAAAUAAUUGCUCAUGACAUUUGGAAACUACAUCUUUCUAGUAUCUCUCAAGUAUCGCAAGUAGAAUGGUAUAAAAAAACUAGCUAGUGUGUGUGUGUAUUGCGAGUUGAAUGAACUAAUGUAUCUGUUGUGUAAUAGUAUUAAUGUCAGAUGUUAUUGUAUUGUCUGAUGCUUGAUAAUUUUAUCUUUAAACAACCUACUUAUAGUA